Arachis ipaensis is the source of this 840-nucleotide messenger RNA. Its product is annotated as serine/threonine-protein phosphatase 7 long form homolog. Gene Ontology annotation, biological process: meristem maintenance; meristem development. The record is from RefSeq and is a predicted model, not a curated record. NCBI's taxonomy places the organism in Eukaryota, Viridiplantae, Streptophyta, Magnoliopsida, Fabales, Fabaceae.
AUGUGGAACUGCGUUGAUCAGAAACCUAUAAAACGCAGAAAAUUAGAUCCGCCAGAUACCUUUAACGAGGUAGCUGCAGCGACAUUGGCAUUGACUGGGUUUCAACACGUUUCGCGAGUAGGCGAAAUGAGAGGUCAUUCUCCACUACUGAGUGCUUUGGUGGAACGAUGGAGGCCGGAGACUCACACAUUUCAUCUUCCGGUCGGUGAAGUGACGGUGACGCUGGAAAAUGUGAGCUAUAUUCUUGGUCUCCCGAUUAAUGGGGAGGCCGUUAUAGGUAGAUCAAAUAGCAACCACCAGUUUUUGGUAGAGAACUGCAUUGCGUGUUUUGGUCGGGAGCCCGGUUCGGACGAUCACGUGUUCGGGAAGGUUAAUAUUACUUGGGUCCGGCGGUGCAGAGACACCGAGCCGUGUGAUACUCAGGAGUCUCUCGAGCGGUACGUUCGGGCGCACAUUUUCUGCGUGCUCGGAACAAUUGUGUUUUCGGAUAAGUCGACCGUUUCACUGAACUCGAAGUUUCUACCGCUACUUCGGAAUUUUCAUCGGAUUUCAGGGUAUAGUUGGGGAGCAGCCAGUCUGGCACACCUAUACAGAUCGUUGUGUCGUGCCUCACGAUACAACUACAAGGAAAUGAAUGGCUCACUGAUACUGCUUUUUGUUUGGGCGUGGGAGCGUAUGCCGUUCCUGGCACCUAUACCCCGCGAUCAACUCGGCGAUAUUGGUAUUCCACUAGCGCGACGGUGGAGUCAUUGGCGCCGACAUACGAGAUAUAUACGGCGGCCUACUGCGCAUUUUAGGCGAGGACCACGCAUCUCACGCGAAUCCAUCUCAUUCAAGUAG